Molecule: messenger RNA, 1782 nt
Organism: Eremothecium sinecaudum
Lineage: Eukaryota; Fungi; Ascomycota; Saccharomycetes; Saccharomycetales; Saccharomycetaceae
Gene: CUE3
Product: Cue3p
Exons: 1
Coding region: 1-1782 (593 amino acids)
Molecular function (GO): ubiquitin binding
Source: RefSeq, a predicted model, not a curated record
AUGAGUUACCGUAGGAAUAUAUUAGAGUUCCACGCCAGAGAGAAACUGUCUCUGCCAAUCGUCAAGUUUCCGAAAUUUCAGCUGCGUUCGCUGUUAAUAGAAAAAGAUCCAGUUAUUUGGUUGCGCCAUUUGGAGACAUAUGUUGCAUAUAUUCAAUACUUGUUGGGUGAAGGAAGAGUGGAUAACCUAGAUUCAACUACUACAGAUCAGUUAAUUAUUUUUAUUCGAUCAUUUUUGAGUGAGAUGGCGGAUGAGGAGGACAAAUUACUUUCGUUGGGGAUAAAUAUGAACGUGAACGAACAACUGCGCCUGCUUAAGGCCUGGGUGUUUGUUUUAAUUAAAUCAUGUGGUCUAUUACAUUUGCAGCUAUUUUCCGAUACUCUUUGGAACAUGGUAAAAUUGUAUGUGAGGGAGUACCCUGAGACAGUGCGAGCGUUAAUAGUGGGAACAUUGAAACCUGUGAUUAAUACGCAGAAGGCAAAUCUGAAUAAUGUUUACCAGAUACAGCAACAUUUUAAGAAUCUAAUUGAUAGCUCUAAAUUUUCCAGAGUAGAUCUGAAAGCCUUGGAAGCUUUGUUGUCUAAGGAUAGCAGGGCACAUUUUGCUGACGAAUUCCUAAGUAAGAAUUGGACCGAAAUAAUUGAAACCCUAUACUCAACCGGACCUCACGGUUUUUCAGCUUUAUGGGGAAAGAAGUUGGGAAUACUAAGCUACCUUUCUGCUUCAGAGGAACGAUUGAUUUCGCUACUCUCUGAAUUGGGAAUUGCCGAGCCAGCUAUGCUAACAACAUUUCCACUUCUAGGCUCUUUACUAUUAAAUGAUAACUUUAAAAAGAGGCGACCAGGCUUAUAUGAAAGAGUUCCUCUAUUAAGGGCCCUCAGAAAUACUGAUAGUAUUAGUAAGGUUGAGACGCAAACAGUUAGCGACGGGGAUAUGGACGUCAUUAGGAACAUAUUCCCACACAUAACAGAUUACCAGAUAGAAUUUCUACUGGGCCAGUAUGAAAACAAUUGUGAAUUAACUAUAAAUGCUUUGCUUGAAGACUCCACUAUUGUGGAUAAAAUACCGGUGGAAAAUGAAGAAACAAAACUGAAUGGCCGUUCCUUAAAAUCUGAAAAUAGUAAGAUCGAGCUUAAAGUAAGAGAUAAAGUGAUCAGAAAACGGCCCGAAAGCGUAACCAAUAUUCCUGAUGAGGUUCGGAAUAGAACAAUGAUUCGAACGCUUGAAUUACUGUACUCCGAAUAUGAAGACGAGAGAGACGAUACCUACGAUGACGCAGAAGUUACUAGGACAUCCACGGACAGGGUUCCUAUCGAAGGACCAGCCAAUGAGGAAAUAUCGGCCUACGAAAAGGUGGAGAGUUAUCUUUGGGAUAUUCUAAGGAUUGAUAAGACCCUAUUCGAUAGGAAACUGAGAGGAACAUCCAAGAGGAAGGAAAUGAAGAAAGUUACAUUAUGGUCCGAUGAACAAAUCGAAGGAUGGGCUCGUAUGCUUGAAAGAAGUCCCAGGAGGGCCCAACUCCUUGAAGAGAAAUACAUGUUUUGGGGUAAUAUUCGUAAGGGAAAGACAUCGUACGUUAAAAAUGUUGACGGUGAAGAAUUACCUGAAAGGAGCAUCAACACGAACUCUCGGAAUCACAGUAGAAACGUUCUUCCGUCAUCACCUGAUGGAAAACCUUCAAAGAAGCAACAUGCAAAUAAUGAACGGAAUAAAAAAUCUCGUGCAAAUCACAAUAGGAAGAUAGGACACGAUAAAAAAAUAGGUCGCUCAGGUCCAUCUUAA